AGACAGGAGGAACCAUGAGGGCCUUUUUAUAAUAUACAUUCUCAGCUCCAGCUCCCCUUUCAGUGUAAAAAAUGCAUUUGUGUUGUCUGACGAAUAAAUCUGGCAUGGUGCUUACAUAAUGAAGGAUAAUUAGUUUAAGCUGCAGCAUUCGAGGCUGCCUUUGGUGGCUCUGCCAGAUGUAUCAAGGACUGGUAGCAGGCCAAAGAGAGUCAGUCUUAUUCUGCUGAAAGCCUCUUCCUGCAGUCUGCCAGCUGCUGCUGUUUCAGAGCCAAAGUGGAGAGUCCUCUCACCGCCUCCCCCCACCCCACCCCUGCACAGGCAGAGACAAAAGGCCUGAUUCGCCUGCUGAAUACUGCCCCCUUUCUCCAUCCGUCCCUUCAUGCACGGCCAUAGUGGUGGUGGCGAGGGGUUCAGGAUAAUACGAGGCCUGGGCUGGGACUGAAAGCCAGGACUGACCCAGGGAAGGAGAGUGGGAGGAGGGGGAAGGGAGGGCUGAGGAUGGAGGAUGGAAGCUGAAGUGGUUGGGGCUGAGUAAAGGCAGGUGCUGAGGCCUCCAAAGGAAGACUUUUUUUCCACUCAAUAUCUCUCAGAGUGGGAAAAAAAUCAGAGAAGGGAUGGAAAGAAGGAAGGAGAGAAGGUUUGGCUAGUGGCUGGAGAGGGACGGAGGCAAGAGGGGUGAUCACCUCAUUGGAACAGGAUCAGGAAUAUGGGAGAUAUGAAGACACCAGACUUUGAUGACCUGCUGGCGGCCUUUGACAUCCCUGACAUGGUGGAUCCUAAAGCCGCUAUUGAAUCUGGCCACCAAGAUGACCAUGAUGGACAGCUCAAGCAAACCAGUGCUGGUGUGACUAACAAUGAGAAUGAGGCCCAACACCCCUCAGCAGCACAUGAUGUUGGUGUUAGUGUCAUUGUGAAGAACACACGAAACCUAGACACAAGUGAACAUUGUGGGACUGAAUCAGAGAAGGGUAGGUAUUUCCGCUCCCAUUCCCGACUCCUUUCUGUUCGCAAUGGACUUCAUAAUGGUUUGGCAUCCACAAUACAAACUGGGGCUCAAUACACGAAGAAUGGAUGUAAAAUUCCAAGAGAGGAAGGCCAGAAAAUGAACAAUCAAUCAUGUACCGUCAAUCAGUUUAGCCCAAUUUCCAGCACAGAAGAGUUUGAUGAUGAUGAAAAAAUCGAGGUAGAAAACCCAGGAGACAAGCAGGGAGCUCACACAGCUAGGAAAGGGGAGCGAAACUCCAAAUCUCCUAAACGGGAAAGUCUUUCCAAGCCCAAAACAAAUGGAGACCAAAAGCCUGAUCUUAACAACAAUAACAGUGGUACUUUAAGAAGUUGUAAGUUCAAGAAUCUCUGUCGGGCAACUUUACCUAAAGGGAAACUUGAGGAAACAAUGCCCAAGUCUCAUAGCAAAGAGUGCCAAGAAGGUGGGCAGUCAUCGGGACUUGGUAAUGCAUCCAGCCUUUCAAAAGUCAAAUCCCAAUCCUCAACAAAACUUUCAUCUUGUAUAGCAGCCAUAGCUGCUCUAAGUGCCAAAAAAGCGGGUGCUGAAGACUUAGGUACUUUGGAUUCUCCUACAACACAAGAAGAACCAGCACAGGUCAAAGAAAAUUCAAAAGUCCCAGAGAAGCCACAGGAUCAGGAAUCAGCCAUGGAGUUUGCAAAGAGACUGCUAACAAGACAACCAGACAGCCCCUCUAGUGUGACUAGUGAAAGCAGCAGCAAAGGUUCCCCUGCCUCAAACACAGACACCACCCCAGUUAUCCCAAAGGUCAGGAUCAAAACAAUCAAAACCUCAACUGGACAGAUCAAGCGUACAGUCACCCGAGUCCUUCCAGAAUUUGAUCCUGAGGGUCUGAAUAAAGGAGAGAACACAUCUGUCAUGACAACCACUAAUCCUAGUGCAUUUUUUUCAUCUCCAACAAGACAUUGUCUUCCAACCACAGUAGUAACCACCACAGGGAGACCUUCAAUUGAAAUAACCAAGCAAAUGACAAUUAAACCUGUUGCAACAGCAUUCCUGCCAGUCUCAGCAGUCAAGACAGCUGGUUCCCAAGUUAUCAACCUUAAGCUGGCUAACAACACAACAGUUAAAGCAACAGUCAUCCCUGCUGCAUCAGUACAAAGUGCCAGCAGUGCCAUCUUGAAAGCUGCUAAUGCCAUCCAACAACAGACUGUCAUGGUACCUGCCUCUAGUCUGGCAAAUGCCAAACUUGUGCCAAAGACAGUCCAUCUUAGUAACCUCAGCCUUCUGCCUCAUACAGUGUCCUCUGCUGCCUGUGAUUUCCAACACACCAAACAGCCCCAGCAUCAGCAAUCACAGCAAGCAAAACAGCAGACAAUUCUCGCCAGUCAGCAGUCAAAGAAAGUCUCUAGAGUUCAAGUGUUCACUAGUUCUCAAAGCUCUGUGGUGGAUGCCUUCAAUAAAGUCCUGAGUAGCAUGAAUCCUGUCCCUGUGUACGUCCCAAACCUCUCCCCACCAACCUCAGCCUGUAUCUCUCUACCCUCACUUGGCUACAAGUGCUUGGAGUGUGGAGAUUCAUUUGCUCUUGAGAAGAGCCUGACACAGCACUACGAGCGUCGCAGUGUGCGGAUCGAGGUCACCUGCAACCACUGUGCCAAAAGUAUAGUGUUCUACAACAAAUGCAGCCUCUUGUCUCAUGCUAGGGGUCACAAAGACAAAGGGGUGGUUAUGCAGUGCUCACACCUAAUCCUAAAACCCAUCCCUGCAGAUCAGAUGAUUGGUACAUCAGCUGGAGGACCGCACAGCGUUAAUGCCACCACCACUACCACUCAAGCACAGGCACCUGCGGGUCAAAUGCAAGACAAGGUAUCUGGUGCUGGGACCCAACCUGCAGUGAUUUCAGCUCCAAGCAGUGCACCUGUUGUGGCAGCCAUGCCGUUGGAGGAUGACGCAUCAAAGCUCUGCAGGCACAGCUUAAAAUGCUUGGAGUGUAACGAAAUGUUCCAGGAUGACAACUCACUAGCAAUGCACUAUCAACAAGCAUCGGAGUCCAGAAGUCAGAAAACAUGCACCAUUUGCCAAAUGCUUCUCCCAAAUCAGUGCAGCUUUUUGUCACACCAGCGGAUCCACCAGCACAAAUCACCUUACAUCUGUCCUGAGUGUGGUGCCAGUUGUCGCUCUGUCCACUUCCAGUCACAUGUGACCAAAAACUGUCUGCAUUACACUCGGAGAGUCGGCUACCGCUGUACCCACUGCAGUGUGAUCUUUGCUGAUGUCGCAACUCUAAAGUCCCACAUACAAAGUACUCACUGUGAGGUCUUCUUUAAAUGUCCUCUCUGCCCCAUGGCCUUCAAGUCUGCACCGGGAACACACUCACAUGCACAUACACAGCAUCCAGGACUGAAGGCAGGCGAGCCCAAGAUGAUCUAUAAAUGUUCCAUGUGCGAUACUGUGUUUACUCUUCAGUCCCUCCUCUACACACACUUUGACCAGCAUAUAAUCAAUCAUAAAGUUUCAGUGUUUAAAUGUCCCGACUGCUCCAUGCACUAUGCACAAAAACAGCUCAUGUUGGAUCAUAUUAAGGCCAUACAUGGAACCUUGAAGACCACGGAGGGCCCGCCAAACCUGGGGAUCAACCUUCCACUGAGCACGAAGCCCACUAAUUCUAACAGCACCAACAGCAAGAGCCCCCAUAAUAAUAACAAAGAUGGAGGAAAUAUCAACGGUCAAAACAAGGGAGAAAAGAAGCCUUCAGCUUUGUCAGUAAAGAAAAAUAACAGUAACUGUUCAGAAGACUUAAAGACUUCUCCCAGUUCAGGAUACACAUGUAAAGACUGCAAUAGCCUCUUCAGUUCCAGGGAGCUCUUUGUGGUGCACAUGAGGCGAGAACAUGGCAAGAUAUUGAAAAAGCACCCCUGUCGACAGUGUGACAAGUCUUUCAGCUCCUCCCACAGCCUUUGCCGACACAAUCGUCUCAAACACAAGGGUUUACGGAAGGUCUACACCUGCCCGCACUGCCCAGCUCUCAGUCAGCCCUUUACUAAAAGAGUGUUGCUGGAUCAGCACAUUCAACUGAUGCAUGGAGUGAAAGAUGUAGGAGGAAAGACUCAUAACAUGGAGGCUUUACCUGACAAAGAAAAGAGCCUCAGCCCCAAAAGGAAGACAGAAGACGAUGAAGGAGAUCCAGGGUUGAACUCCAGGGGCACUAUCUCGCAGCCACUGAAGAGGCUUAAGGUGAACAUCCUCAAAGUUCACAAGUGUGCUGUCUGCAGCUUCACCACUGAAGAUUUUGCCGCGUUCCAAGAGCACAUUCCUCAGCACAAGUCUGACGGCUCAUCUUACCAGUGUCAAGAGUGCGGCCUGUGCUACACCUCCCACCGCUCACUGGCCCGACACCUCUUUAUUGUCCACCGGCUGAAGGAGCCUCAAGGCCUUGGCCGAUAUAACGGACGGAGCAAGGAAGAUGAGGAGAGUCAAAGAGAGAACCAGUUCGAUGUUACUGAUGAGAACAGUGAUGGGACACCAAAUACUAAAUGUAAGGUGUGUGGGAAGAUGUUUGAAACGGAGGGAAACCUGAACACUCACAUGAGGACACACGGGAUGGCGUUCAUAAAGGCAAAGAGACUAAGUGCAGCGGAAAAGUGAAAGAAAGACACUUUUUACUCAUUCCACAAUUCAACUCAAACAGCUUGUUAAACCUACAGUACCUCCACUGACUGUGUUUAUGUUGUAGGUACAUCAUGUAAAUGCAGUGGUAUAUAUCAUGUAUACAAUACACACUAAAAAGUAUGUGAUAUACAUCAAAGUCCUUUAACGUAUCUGAGUAAAUUGAACAAAGUUUCUGGUGAAGAUGUUUAUAAAGCCUUACAUAGAACUUUUCUAGAAGAGCCUUUUAUGUGAAAUCGUUUCCACAGUUGUCUUCUUGCUAGGACCAGAUAAUGUAUGGACAAUAUAGUCUAAUGGGAUUAACCCUCAUACAGUCAGCAGUGUUCUAAACUUUUAAUGCCCAAUGAAUGUCUGUCAGAAAAAUAUAUCAAUCUGUGGGAAGCUUCAGCUUCCCCACAGCGCAGCUAACUUGAUUUUAAAUUGUUUUUGAAAAUUCAUAGAUCCCUUUAGGACUUACCUUCUACAACAAGACCCCACUUCUUAUAACACACCCAGAAGAACAUGUGUGCAGUAACUUUGAGCUGGAGUAAAAGUAAAUAUCAAACAAUUCAGGACAAUCGGUUAAAGAAGCAGCUUAGUGUCAUUUGAAUUUUCAUGAAGUAAGCUGCUAACAUAUCAACAAACAAAGUUUGGAAUAUGGAAACAUAAAUAUGUGACGCAGCAUACAAAAGCUAGGCGAAGUUUUUUUUUCAUUUUAAUGUCAAAAUGUCUCGAUUAACAUCCAAAAAAAAAAGAUUUUUGUUUAUUUUCUAUGAGGUUUUAAGUUUAGUAAAUGAUUAAACUUUCAUUACAAACUUCACAAGGAAUACAAGAAACCGUCAAUCGAUUACAAUUCACAGGCUAAAGACAGAAAAAUAUUCAGCAUCACUGAGGGGCAAAUUUCGUUGACUAUCCGAAUUGCACUCUUACGCCUGAAUUACACUUCUGUGGCGAAACUAUGUAGAGCCUAUGUUUCAGAAGGGUUUGUGGUUACAACACACCUGCAGAUGCAGAUUUAACACAGAAGUAUAAAUAACCUGUUAGGCAUGUGUGGCUGUGCUGAGUUUGAUUUGAACUUUGCAGCUGAGAGCUUUGAUAUUAGGAUUUGGGGUAAAAUUGUGCGUUGUUUAUAUGCAGUUUAUUCAUCAGAAGCACUUAAAGAAUCUAUAUUUGUCAGACAACGAUACACAGUGAAGUUAAGAUAAACAAUGGUGAUAUCGUAAAGUCCCUUUCCUGUGCCGCGUCACAUAGGAGUUUAAGGCUCCCAACUUUACUGAUCAGAAAAUCAAACUUUACUAUUUACUUUAAAGAAACUUGUGGGCCAAUUUUUUUUUAAGUAUUUUAUAAAGGAUUGUGAUAUUUUUUAAGUUGAUGUUUCAUUACUAUCUUAAUAUACUGUAACUGGCAGCUCUUUGAGAUUACAAUUCACUUAAAAUGUUUAUUUACCUAAAUAUUGUAAAUAUGAGACAAAGCACUUGACUUCCUUUGAACAGCAGUCCUCUUUACAGUAUAUUAGUGUAAUUCUAACAAGAGCACAAUAACAGUAAAAUUGUAACGACACUAGAGUAUCAUUUCAUUUACUGUGGAUGUGAAUGUUUUUUUCAUUUCAUGGUUCUUCAUGUUAUUCAUCAUGAUGAAUGUUCACUGACAGGAAUUAUACUGAAACAAACUUCUGAGGUAGAAGAAAACGUCUAUGAAUGUACGCUUGGCUGUAAAUAGGUGACAGCCAAUUCAGUGAAAUAAACACAAGAUUGUUGCUCAUUGUUUUCUUUGGUCUCAGCCUUUCCCAAAAGAAAGCCUCACUUUGUUUUGUUGUUGUUGUUGUUUUUUUAUAAUGACAAUAAGACUUGAAAUGUCUUGCGCUGUAAAACUGCAUGCGAGAACCAGUCUGUUGAUUAGAAUGUGUCUUGCUGCCACUGCUGCCAUUUUUAAACAUUUCUGAUGCUUGUGUACAAAAAUUGUUCUAAAUGUUAAUAAAUGAUGUCUAUUACACAGGAGACAUCAGGUCUUCACUGGGGGAGAAAUCCUGUCAUGAUCAUCCUGAUGUACCUGAUUCUGCUUAAUAUUACUAUUAAGACUAAUGUCUAACAGCCAGAUUGAUAUAAUUGUACUCAAUGAUAAAAACAAGUAGUUCUCUGAUGAGCCACUCUCCCAGUAAUACUUAGAGUCAGGUAAAAAAGAAGAAAAAAGUAAAUACACCCUUGAUUCAGUAGGUUGCAGAACCACUUUUAGCAGAAAUAAGUUGAGGCAAUCAUUUUCUACAUGCCUUUAUCAGUCUGUAACUUUGUUGUGGAAACAUUCUGGCCCACGCUUCUUUCACAGUUCUCUUAAGGUCCCGCUACAGCAUUUCAAUCUGCUUGACAUCUCAGGUUUGACUUUGCCAUUAAAAUAACUUUAUUCUUUA
This is a messenger RNA of Oreochromis niloticus (Nile tilapia), 7013 nucleotides long. It is a transcript of the gene znf532, whose product is annotated as zinc finger protein 532. The coding region runs from base 707 to 4609 and encodes 1300 amino acids. Lineage: Eukaryota; Metazoa; Chordata; Actinopteri; Cichliformes; Cichlidae. The record is from RefSeq and is a predicted model, not a curated record. The transcript has 11 exons.